Podarcis raffonei (Aeolian wall lizard) is the source of this 5341-nucleotide messenger RNA. RefSeq names its product SPATA31 subfamily F member 1 (gene SPATA31F1). The transcript is spliced from 3 exons. The record is from RefSeq and is a predicted model, not a curated record. Bases 1 to 5220 code for a protein of 1739 amino acids. NCBI's taxonomy places the organism in Eukaryota, Metazoa, Chordata, Lepidosauria, Squamata, Lacertidae.
AUGGAGGUGUCCCACGAUGACUCCUUCAGCUGCUACUUCUCCUGCUGCUUGGUCCCCUGGUUCCUCCUUGGUGGCAGCGUCAUCCUGUCCCUCCUCGUCUGCUUCUCCCGGAAGAUUCUGCAGGGGAGGCUUCUUCCGGAGAGGAGAGCCUGUCCGCUGUCCGCAGGUGCCUGGCCCAAGUCGCCACAGGCUCAUCCCACGAGCAGAGACCGGCCCCAGGCAACUGUAAAAAAGGCGAAAGGUAACGCAGGGCGGGUGGUCCUGGGGGCAUCCCGAGAUCCCAGCUCCCCCAAAUUGUCUUUGCAUGUUGGUUCCCUAUCGAAGCCUGUGCUGUCAUUCCCACUCCAACAGCUCGCCCUCUUCUCCUCUGCAGACGUCCAAGGACAGCGGCCUGGACAGGCGCAGGAUGGCCCCUCGCCCAGGACCCCUCGCCAGGACCCCAUCCGCCACCUGCUGUGUGCUGACCCCGCCUGCACCCUCUGCGACAGGGUGGCUGUGCAGGCCAGACGGCUGGCGUACCCCAGAGGACGGGGCCUCCCAUCUUCGCCAGCGCCGCUGGACCCCAACACCUCGUGCCUGGAGUACUCCAGCUGCCUAGACAUGUCCAAAUCGCCCGCUUCUGUCACUUUGCUCAGGAGCGACAGCGAGCCUGGCCCCGCCGGCAACCUCUCCCUUUCCACUCCGGGAGCACCUCUAGCACCCUGCACAGGUCCUCACCAGCUCAGGACCCCGAAGAAGCCGAGAGCGGCGAAGAAGGCUAAGCAGGAGGGUCUCAGGGGCCUGGAGGAAUGCAUGUGCUGCUCUGACGACUGGGCGGAAGAACAGGCCGCCCUCAGCACCUCCACCUUCACCUUCUCGGAGAUCUCCUUCACCAGCAGGACAGAUUACAGCUCCUCUUCUGCUCGGUCCAGGACAUCCCUCGAAGUCACCCUCCGGCAAGUCUCUGAAUGUUCGCUGAGGAUCGAGAGCAGCACAUCUUCCAGGCUAUGGGGAGAGCCUGUGGAGGAGGAAGCCUUUGGCAGGAAGAGGAAAUCCCCAGGGACCAGCCCCUCCAGAGGACGUCCCAAGAGACGAGGGCGCGCCAGGGAGAAAGGGUCUCCUGUUUUUUGUAGGAAACGGGGGUCUCUGAGGGCAGAGUUUGCUCCCACAGACACUCCCUUCCUGAAGGAGGCUGCCCGGGCAAUCUUGGAGUGGCACGUGCUUUGGAAGCGAGCCCAGCAUGCCCUGGGGCUGCCCCAGUCCCUCCUGCGCUCUCUCCGGGCCUUCAUGCCCGCUGCUCCAGGGUCUGCCCCUCGAAAGGCCACGGGGGAGGUUGUGGCUGUGACCCAGCCUCAGGCGCCCUCCUUUCUGAGCGAGGACUCCAGGGCAGGACUCGAGAAGCACCUCCAGAAGAUGGUGCGCCUCAAGCGCUGGGGGCUGCCACAGAGGGUGCGGGAGGCCCUGCAACACAUGCACCCAGCCGCACCACGGAAAGUGCUCCAGAGCGAGGGCCGAGGGCUGGCGAGUUCAGGGGCCGGAGGAGCACAGCAGGAAGCCAGGGGCGUGAGCUUCAGACCCGCUGGUGCCUCUCCAGUGAAGCUCCCUCCGCCUGCCCAGAAGAUGCCCGCCUCCCUGCUGAAGCCAUUUCCCCUGGGCUGGAAGUACCUGCAGCCAACAAGCCAUCCCCACCCGCAGGCGGAAGGAGAGAGGGUGGCGCUUGCUCCUGAGCGGGCCCGUCUCCAGGUGGCUCUCCCUUCUCGCCAUGGAGCCCCCAGGCUGCAGCCUCCUGCCCCACCUCUCCCUGCUCUGGAGUUUGUGGCGCCCACUGCCUUGGACGCCCUGGAGACCCACGCCCUCCAGAGGAGGCUCCAGCACCAGUGGGGCCUCCCCGGCCUCCUCCAGAGGUCCCUGCAGCGCUUCCUCCCGGCUCCUCCACCCCGGCCACCAACCCGACGCCUCCUCGUCCCGCGGGGCUCCCAGCAAGUGCGCCCUGCCAUCGGGCAGCUGCCCUGCAUCCCGCCAGAGACCAAGAGGCUGCUGGAAAGCCACCUCAAGAGAGUCGUGAUAGAGAGGCGCUGGGGCCUCCCCAGGCGGGUCUUGGAGUCCCUCCAGCACUUCCGGGGCCCCUCUCCCCCGCCAACAAUAAAGCCCAGGGACAGGGAGAAGGUCUCUUGGCCCCACGGAGCUGAGCGGCUUCCACCCCAAAAGCUACCCGCCCUGCCAGAGAGGGGGGCCGCCUCCUCCCCAGAGAAGCGCUGGGGCUCCAGGCAGCAGGCCUUGCAGCGGCAAGUGGCCAAGAAAGCCCUGGAGACGCAGCUGGGCCUCUUUUCGCCCGUGGUGCGUCUGUCGCAAGAACUCAGCCGCCGAGUGGGCAGAGAGGCCCUUCCCAGGGUCCUGCCGCGGGGGCUGAGACCCCUCCGGCCGAGAUCGCAGGCCUUCCCCUUCCUGGAGGAGUCUGCGCUGCAGGCGAUUGAACUGAACCUUGUCCGGAAACAGCUGGCCUACCGUUGGGGGCUGCCCACGCUCUACAGGAGGUCCGUGGCUCUCCUGGUCCCCGGCCCUCCCCUCUCGCCCGCAGCCAGCACAACCGCAGCCAGGUUUGCCGCAACAGAGACCCUCUUUGUUGGCACUGAGGUCCGGGGAGAGCUGGAGUGGCACGUCAGGAGGAAGCAGGUGCAGCACACCUGGGGGCUGCCUGGCCUGGUCCAGCGCUCCCUCCGCAACCUUCUCCUCGCCACCCCCCAGCUGUGCCGCCAGAGGCGUGGGCAGGGGACUGUGACCAUCCUCCAGGAGAGGCCCUUGUUCCUCCGCAAGGAAACCCGGCAUAAACUGGAGCUGAAUGUGCGGAAAAGGGUCGUUCUCCAGCGGUGGGGGCUGCCCAAGUUGGUACUGGAGUCCCUGCGCUUCCUCUUUCCAGAGAUGCGGCUCCAGCCCCCCAGGAAGGAAGCAGCAAAAUCUCCCCUGGCUCUGCCUGAGGGACGCAGCCCUGGUGACCGUGACAGAGGAGGCUACCUGGGGGCUUUUGCUAGUGUCAUGGCAACUCCCCGGAAGGCUCACCUAGUGGUCUUGAAGCACCAGAAGAUGGAGCAGCAUGUGGCAAAGAGGUCCGUGGAGGUGCUCUUGGGGGUCUUCCCUCCCGUGGCCCAGCUUUCGUGGCGCCUCGCCUCGCUCUCCACAAGGCCGUUGCUCCCCCGGCCGAUACGUCCCGGCCAAGGUGCCCUUCGACCUCACAGCAGCAGCUUCCUUCCUUUCGUCCGCCCAGAGGACGUGGGUCAGAUUGAGCUAGCCGUUUGCCGGAGCCACCUGGCCUCCCUCUGGGGGCUGGGGGUGCGCUACACGGAGGUGCUGCGGGUGGUGCUCCGUGGGCCACCCACUCGGCCUCUUGCCCCCCAGCAAAUGGGCCAGGAGUUCUUGGAGGCCCAGACACCAUUCCUGGCCCAGUCGGACAGAGGCGUCCUGGAGCUGUGCGUCAGGAAGAGACGGCUGCAGCACCUGUGGGGGUUGCCUGCUCUCAUCCAGAGGUCACUGAGGGCCUUCAUGCAAGGCUCUCCCCUCCUGCUGGCUGGCCGUAGGGCCAGGAUCCAAGUGGUUGUCCUGGAACAGGAGCUGCUCUUCCUCCCGGGGACAACCUGUAACCACCUGGAGCUCCACCUGCAGAAGAUGAAGCUGCAGCGGCAGUGGGGGCUUCCCAGAAGAGUCCUGCAGUCCUUGAAGAUCUUUGCCCCUUCAGGUCUUCUGGGCGAGGUCGGGAGGGGCAGGCCUUGGACACAGAGGCCCCCACAGCCCCCUCUGGAACAGCUGGUGCCCAUAGGAGGUGUGGCCUUUCCCCAGGGGAGUCGGGGCCAGUUUGACAUACAGGAAAAGGCCGAGGAGGAGGAGGAAAACAUCCAACAAGAGGAGGAGCAGGAGAGCGGGGAAGGGUCCUUGAGCGGAAAAGAGGUCGCAGAUAAAUGCAGCAGCAGCAGCAGCCCAGAGAGCUGGUACGACACAGAAGAGGCGCCAACGUCCCAUGAGGAAUGUGCCGAAUAUUCUGCACCACGCCCAGCCUCCUGCGCCCACCAGUUUGGCAAGGGAAGCAGGACAUGCCAGGCGCUAGAGCAAAAAGUCCUUGAUGGGGACCGGGCUCUGCAGAGGACCCAGCCCAGAAGUGAAGGCAAAGGAGAGCAAGGAGACCCACCUCAGUUCCUGCCCGCGGGAGAAAGCAUCCUCUUGGGCCGCCACAGGGACACUGACAAGAACCUGUCCCUGCUUGGCUCCAUCGUGGAGAAGAAGCUGGGCCUACAGCAGGGGAUCCACAUCUGGCUGCAUGACCAGGGAAGGCAGACGGAGGGGAGCCUGCCACGGGGCCACCAGGGGCCUGGCCUUCAUGAGGACCAGAGGCAUGCAAAGGAAAUGGGAGCUCAACAUCACUGGGGUGCCAUAAGCUAUGCAGGAGAAGCCGUCACUGUGAAGUGGGAAGAAACCCAGUGUUGCUUUAGUCAAGUAGCAGACUCUGCAGGGCAGGCAGGUGAGGAGGCUCAAGGCCUGGGUUCAGCCCCCACCCCCAAAGUGCAGCUGCUCCAGGCAGGCAGGAUGGAGUCCCAUGUCAGGCUUGAAGAAUCUUCUGUAAGGGCAGCUUCAUGGAUGCCCUCGGAAAUGGGCAGAGGGAGGAGUGGGGCGAGAGGCACAAGGCCCACAACAAGGGGGGAAGGGAGAGGCACGCUCAGUCAAGAUGGGCUGCUUGGAAGUGGAGGACGGAGAUCGAGGGGCAAGGAGAAGACACUGAGCAGCAAGGAACAGAGUUUGAGGAGCAGGGAGCAGAGAUCCAGCAGCCGAAGUUCAAGCAUUAAGGAGCGGAGGUCGAGCAGCAGGGAGCAGAGAUGGAGGAUCAAGGAGCAGAGAUCGAGCAGCAAAGAGCAGAGAUCGAGCAGCAAGGAGCAGAGAUCGAGCAGCAGGGAGCAGAGAUCGAGCAGCAGGGAGCAGAGAUCGAGCAGCAGGGAGCAGAGAUCGAGCAGCAAAGAGCAGAGAUCAAGCAGCAGGGAGCAGAGAUGGAGGAUCAAGGAGCAGAGAUGGAGGAUCAAGGAGCAGAGAUCGAGCAGCAGAAAAAAGAGAUCAAAAAUUGGGGCCUGGAUAUUCUGUGGCCGAAAACAGAAAUCCGAGGGCAGAGCCCAAAAUUCAAGCAAGCGGCGAGGCAGGUCUCGGAGCCAAGGGCAGAGCAAGCGAGGGCGCGGAGGCAACCAUUUGCCAAGAGCCCAACCAUAGCAGCACUGAAGGACCCAGAAUUUAUUUAUUUACUGACAUAGUUACGUUUUAUAUUCACGAGAGACCUCAUUAAGUAAAUUCUCUAGGCAGCAAACAAAAUAAAAAGAGAACAAGAACCCGA